GAUCCGGAUAUGUAUGUAAACCGGAAGCGGAAGCAGCAGUUGCUUCGCAUGUAAGUCUUCAGGACGGGCUCUAGCGUGGACUGGGCACUUCACCGGGAAAACGUUACUUGAGCAAGAUGAACAGCGUUGACGUUCCCUUGACGCAGCAUGUCAAAAGCAAGAAAAAUAAAAAGGCUAAUGAGAUCGAGGUCGCGGAACAGCCAGACAAGAUGGAAACCGGCAACGUCGAGGUGAAAGAAGAGAAGACUGAAGAGGCAAUCGCCUUCCCACCGACGUUCAGUUUGGCUGAAAUCAAGAAUAAACAGCGAAGACACAUAAUGUUUAUGAAAUUAAAGCAGGAGAAAAGAAAGAAAAAGUUGGAGCUGAAGAAAAAGAGGAAAAGGCAAGAAAAAAUUCUGGGGCACAAGGCACCGCCUAAGCAGGCCCCCAAGACAAUCGAAAACCAAAGAGUCUACGACGAAACGACAGUUGACCCGGAAGAUGAAGAGGUUGCGUUUGAUGAGGCAACAGAUGAAUUUUCUGCCUACUUUAACGGCCUAACGAACCCCAAAGUGCUCAUCACAACGUCAGACAGACCCAGGGGGAGGACUGUGAGGUUCUGUGAGCAACUGGCCACUGUGAUUCCAAACGCUCACGUCUACUACAGAAGAGGCUUGGCCCUCAAGAGGAUCAUUCCGCAAUGCGUCGCCAGAGACUUCACAUACCUUAUCGUUAUCAACGAGGACCGAAAAGUGCCGAAUGGUUUGGUUCUUUGUCACCUCCCUGAAGGGCCAACUGCACACUUCAAGGUCAGCAGUGUUCGAUUAAGGAAGGAACUGAAGCGACGAGGUAAGGACCCAACUGAGCACUAUCCAGAAGUGAUCCUGAACAACUUCACUACACGUUUGGGCCACAGCAUCGGCCGGAUGUUGGCUGCUCUUUUCCCUCAAAACCCCCAGUUUGUGGGUCGCCAGGUGGCCACCUUCCACAACCAGAGAGACUUCAUCUUUUUCCGGUUUCACAGAUACAUUUUCAAGAACGACAAGAAGGCCGGCAUACAGGAGUUGGGACCUCGCUUCACUCUUAAGCUUCGCUCUUUGCAGAAAGGCACCUUCGAUUCGAAGUUUGGCGAGUAUGAGUGGGUCCUCAAGCGCCACGAAAUGGAUGCCUGCAGGCGGAAAUUCCAGCUGUGAAGGCGAAAUCAUCUCUGUUCUGAUUAUGGAAGGACAUUAGUUUAUCCCACACUUGUUUGCCGUUUCAAAUGACUUGUUUUUUCUGGCCCUUGAGACUUUGUGACCAACCCAUGAGAGCAGUCUUCAUCACGGAGUCAUUACAGAAGAACUGAUUUUCUUCCGUUCAGUUGCUUGUGCUUUUAACACACUACAAAGUGUGAAUCAUUUACUGACUAUCAGCUAUUUUCAAAAAUGUCUCCCUUGCAACAAAGCUGUCCCAAAAUGACAAGUAACAUUCA
This is a messenger RNA of Syngnathoides biaculeatus (alligator pipefish), 1450 nucleotides long. It is a transcript of the gene rpf1, whose product is annotated as ribosome production factor 1 homolog. Bases 117 to 1172 code for a protein of 351 amino acids. NCBI's taxonomy places the organism in Eukaryota, Metazoa, Chordata, Actinopteri, Syngnathiformes, Syngnathidae. Gene Ontology annotation, molecular function: rRNA primary transcript binding. Gene Ontology annotation, cellular component: nucleolus; preribosome, large subunit precursor. The transcript is spliced from 9 exons. The record is from RefSeq and is a predicted model, not a curated record. Gene Ontology annotation, biological process: maturation of LSU-rRNA; maturation of 5.8S rRNA.